Messenger RNA from Aureobasidium subglaciale EXF-2481, 1017 nucleotides. RefSeq lists its product as uncharacterized. The coding region runs from base 135 to 848 and encodes 237 amino acids. The record is from RefSeq and is a predicted model, not a curated record. Lineage: Eukaryota; Fungi; Ascomycota; Dothideomycetes; Dothideales; Saccotheciaceae. The transcript has a single exon.
GGGAUCAAUGCACUGACUUUUCGAAGUUGCAGAGUCUCAUGGUCCACAGCCAUGUUAAUACUGGCGAACUUCUUCGGUUGACGACUCAUGCCGAUUGUCGUCGCUUAGAGAUUUGGUCCUCCAUAUCAUGACGGAUGACAUUGAUAGACCUUCUGACCAGUCUCCCGGAGGCAUUGGAAGUCCUGCUACUCUCUUUGCCACCUCUUGAGACUCUGAAGUUGACUGGCAUCUUCGAACCGCGAUCAAUCGCUCUUGCACUUGGCCAUUGCGGUCCUCAAUUACGGCGUCUCCUCUUCUCAUCCAUAGCAAUGCUAUCAGCGGAUUCAUUCCAACAAAGUCGGUUUUUACUCGCAAAUCCGGGGUGCCUUGACACUCUACGACACGUUUGUCCUACUUUGGAGGAAUUCUCGCUGUGUAUGUUCCGCUCACAGGGCAAUGCCGAAGAGGUUGUUACUUACCAAGCGCUGAGACGGCUACCUUCUCCUCGCAAAGAGCAUCUAUCUGUUCUCUGUCCACAGUCACUCACCUGGAGCUGGAGGUCCUGCCAAGAGUUUGCGGAUGCAUGCGAAAAUGGUCAAACAAUCGAUACAAGCACAAAGGAUCAACUGGACAGCGCACUAAUAGCAAUGGACAAGAAUCUUGCCCAUUCGGUCUUCAGCCUCAUCUCCAGGUCGAAGCCUUGUUACGCUCGACGCUUCGAGAUACUGGAGCUUCGAAAUGAGGGCCUGAGAGGCCAUGGUGGCAAUAAUUGCGACUUACUCGAAGUACUACGAUACAUCACGCGCUCAUGGAUCUGCACCGGAAGUCAACGUGACGAUAAACUCCAUGAGUGUAUCUCUAAAGAAUAAGACGUGCAUGAGAGAAAGGAAAGGGAAGAGGCCGAACGGUGGGACGAGUUACCAAAAUUGGACGAUUCACAAUGGGCACAAGCUCUUUGUCGAGUGUGGCCUAGAUGUCAAGACGGUGACUGGAAGACAGAGUGGCACAGCUUUGUCUUGGCUUGUUAAUCAGCUGAGC